AUGACUGAAGAAAGAAGGGACUUACUAGCGCAUAAGAUUGUAACUGACAAGUGUCAUAGCUGUGAGAAAAGUGAGAAAGGAAGUUUGGUUGAAGUAACCUUGCAACCAACCGACAAUGAAGAACAUGUAGGUGUUUCUGAAGUUUGUUCGGUUAAGAACCAGAAGAUUAUAGAAAAGUAUAAUCUGAGUGAUGAAGAAAAAGAAAAGAUGGAAGCUAAAGAAAGUGCGGUUGAAACAACCUUGCAAUCAACAGAGAAUGCAAAAGGACAAAGGGUUUCUGAUGCUCGCUUAGCCAAAAACCAGAGGCGGAGAGAAAGGUAUACUGCAUUGAGUCAUGAAGAAAAAGAAAAGAUAAAUGCUUCGAGAAGAGAACGGUACAAAGAUAUGUACGCUGAAAGGAAAGAAAGAAUAAAUGCAUUGCGUAGAGAAAAAUAUCGUGCUUCUAAAGAAAAGAGAUCGAGCCAGAAUAAAAAUAUUGAUGGACCCAAUAUAGAUAAUUGUCAUUUGCUAGAUUCUGCGUCUGCCGACUCAAAAGAGCAACAUGGUCAUGGUUCUUCAAGUGUUGGAAGCAAAUCUGAUGCAGUAAAAUCUGAAGCUAUAAACAAGGACAUUUCCAAAUCAUCUUCUGUUGAAAGGAGGAAGAAAAAACGAGGUAAGAGUAGGAUACACAAUGCUGGAAGCAUAUCCGAAACAAUACAGUCUGAAGCUAUGAACGAGGGAAUUUCUAAAUCAUCUUCUGUUGAAAUAAGCAUACAAAAACGAGGCGAUAGAAACUUGGCUGAAACUGAAAUGACUGCAAGCUCAGAAGAAGAAGCCUCAAGUGCUAAGGACAAAAGUAUUAUGCCGCAAGCACAGAAUCAGCCUGUACCUGGAUCAGUUGGAAUGCCAGAAGCAUCACCGGACCGAUCUAUUGGAUUUGGUCGUCUUUAUAGUGGUGGACUCUUGCCUUAUAGGUCAGGUAGCCUGAACCUUGAUCACAGAGUGGUGGAAAAUGAUGGGAGUCCCCUUGGUCCUUUUGGGAGGGUUUUCACUCAGGAGUUCCCUGAAUAUUGUCCAAACAUAGAAUGUUACACCGGACAGGAAUUUCCACUGAAGGAUUUGGCUGUGGUGUGCGGCAUUAAGCAGUAUUGGGUUUUGCCACUUUAUGAAUUUGAUGGGCAGGAGAACAACUGUUAUGGCAUUCUUGAGUGCUUAUCAUGUAGAAAGUGUACAAAUCCAGAAUCUUUAAUCCCAUUUGAUAGGAUCCUCGAUGCACUUAAGCUGAUAGGUCUUGAGUGUCCAGCUUCACAUCUCAAAAAGAGAUAUGAUACCGAGAUAGAUCUAUUUGUUUCACAAGUACGAAUGGAUGACAUUCUGGAGAUAGUAAGGAAAAAACACCAGCUACCUCUUGUUCAAGUAUGGGUUCCUUGUAAGUACAGUGGUCCUGCGGCUGUAAGUGACAAGAGUUCCUGCAAUUCCUCAAGUGCAGCAGGUAAGAUCACCGGAUUAUUCCCUCAUGUGACAUCUGUUGAUUCGAAUAUAAGGUAUGCUUCAGAGCUUUAUCAAAUGACUUCAAAAGCAACUUGUUUGGUUAAGGAGGGGGAAGGUUUGGUUGGAAAAGCAUAUUCUCUACAUAAGCCAUGCUUCUCGACAGAUACACGCAAACAUGGUAUCUCCAGUUACCCUCUUGUUCAUCUGACUCGUUCCUCCAAUCUUGCAUCUUCAUUUGCUAUUCCCAUGCCAAUAAUUCAUCCAGACAUUCCUCCUUUAAUAUUAGAAGUCUUUCUCCCGAACCAGCAGAACGUUGAUGGGAAUCUAGUAACUCUAUUGGAGUCAUUUUUGUCUACAGUGGCUCAAGAGCUCUCUGUGCAUAAUGUUGAUUUUUGGUUAAAACAAAACGAGGCAUUCAAUGUCAAAAUCUCUCAAUCGGAUGGUGAUGAUAUUGUUUACUUUGAUGUGCAUCGGAUUGUUGGGAUUUCAGAAAGAGAAGAGCAGGAGUUUCCAUCGACAAAAUCAUCACCAUUCUAUAGUGUUGAAGUUGGUAACAACGAAAAUGGUGAUGCUAGUGCAACUGUUAGAAAGGAAAACCAAGUUCAUUACAUUCAAUCAAAUCAGAAGAACCCAAGUACAUCUGCUGAGUCUGAUGUUAUUGAUGUUGUCAAACAAUUCAAGACUAGACGCGGCUCAAGAAAUAACCAUGAAACUGGUGAUGAAAGAGCAACUGCUCGAGAGAAAAACAAAAUUUGUUCCAUUCAAUCAGAUCAGGAGACCCCAAGUACAUCUGAUGUGCCUCAUGGUGUUGAAGUUGUCAAACAUUUCAAGAUUAGACGCCGCUUAAAUAAUGACAAUGAAAAUGAUGAUGCAAGUGCAACUGCUAGAAAGAAAAACAGAGUUGAUAGUGUUGAAGUUGUCAAACAAUACAAGAUUAGACGGCGCCCAAAUAGCAACCCAAGAGAGAAAAAGGCAUCAGCUGCGAAUUCCGUUCCUUCAAUGGCAAAGAAUAAAAGUGGGGUGACAGAAAAUGACGAGAUUGAUCACAGCCACACCAUGAUUGUUAAGGCAACUUACAAAGACGACAUUGUGAAGUUUCCCAUUUGCAGUAAUGUAAGCAUUGAAGAAUUGCGGAAAGAAUUGGAUGAAAGCUUCGAACUAAAAGGUAAAAGGUUCAAAAUCAAGUAUAGCGAUGAAGGUGAUUGGGUUAUGAUUUCUCGCAACAAAGAUUUGCGCUAUCAUAUGGAGAAUUUGAUGUAA
This is a messenger RNA of Oldenlandia corymbosa var. corymbosa, 2730 nucleotides long. The record is from the annotation of a GenBank genome assembly. Lineage: Eukaryota; Viridiplantae; Streptophyta; Magnoliopsida; Gentianales; Rubiaceae.